AGCAUCCUGAAUGCCGGAGCAUAGCUAAAAGGACUGAAGCAAACAUUUCACCAUGAGGGACCCACUGACAGAUUGUUCGGGGAGGAAGGAGGCCUGACAGUAUCACAUCAUUCAUAGAUGACAACUUAUGUUUGUGGAAAUAAAAAUGAGAAAGCUUGGUUGCUCAAUAGUGAUUUUACUCUCAUGCCUCAGAGGAGAAUCAUUUCUUCAUGACGGAGGCUACAUUUGGAUUGCACUACAGUAUAAUAAAGUAUACAAGAACCUAAAGGAGUUUUCUCAAAAUGGAGAAGAUUUCUGCAAGCAGAUCACAUCCAUUCUUCAGCAAAGGGCAAAUUUGGAGAUCAGUUAUGCCAAAGGACUUCAGAAACUGGCCACCAAACUGAGCAAAACAUUACAGAGCACAAAGAAAAACUGUGUUGUCAGUGCCUGGGCCUGGGUCUCGGAGGGCAUGAAGUCGGCAGCGGACCUGCAUCAAAAACUUGGCAAAGCAAUUGAGUUGGAAGCAGUAAAACCAGCUCAUCAAGUCCUGAGUGCACAUGAAAAGAAGAGAAAAUCACUUGAUAAUGAAGUUGAAAAGACAGCAAAUCUUGUCAUUAGCAACUGGAAUCAUCAAAUUAAGGCCAAGAAGAAAUUGAUGGUUAGUACCAAGAAGCAUGAAGCGCUUUUCCAUCUUGUAGAAAGCUCCAAGCAAAUUACUACCGAGAAGGAGAAGCAGAAGCUCCUCAGUAAACUGAAAAAAUCAACUGAGAAGUUGUCAAAAGAAGAUGAAAAUUACUACCAAAACAACAUGGCCAGCUGUUCUAUCAGACUGAAAUGGGAGAAUACACUGGAAAACUGCUUCCAGAGCACCCUGGAGCUGGAGAAGGAAAGAAUUCAACUCUUGUGCAAUAACUUAAACCAGUACUCCCAACAUAUUUCUGUUUUUGGCCAAACCCUGACCACAUGCCACACGCAGAUUCACUGUGCCAUCAGCAAGAUAGAUGUCGAAAAUGAUAUCCAGGCUCUCGUGGAAGAAACCGCAGUUUUAUCUACAGAAAAUAAAUCUGAGUUCCUAUUAACAGAUUACUUUGAAGAAGAUCCUAAAAAUGCAAUGAGUAAAGAGCGACAGGCAUCUUCAAUAAAAUCAAAACUGUUGAGACUGCAAAAAGAUAUUGAAAAAGCCUCGCGAGACCAGGAAGGCCUGGAACGAAUGCUGAAAGCAUACUACAGCCACUCCUCCUUCUCAGACACAGAGAGCCAAAAAAGCACAGCAGCCUUAAUGGACGAGAAUAACUUGAAACUAAACCUUUUGCAAGCAAACGCCUAUAAACUGUCAUCCGUCUUAGCAGAACUUGAGCAAAGACCUCAACCCAACCAUGUCUGUAGUAACUCCAUCUUCAAGUGGAAAGAAAAGCAGCAGACACAUAGUUCUGUAAAAAUAUCUCGGCCUUCUCUGACAAAGAGAUUAGAGAAUGUUGUGAGCAGGUCAUCGUCUGGUGGGCAGAGAAUUCCAAGUUCUUCAUCUACAGCCUCCAGUGUGACCCAGCUCGGCAAUGGUCUUUGCAAGGCCUUAUAUUCUUUCCAAGCCAGGCAAGAUGAUGAAUUGAAUUUGGAAAAAGGUGACAUUGUGACUAUACACAAGAAGAAAGAUGAAGGAUGGUGGUUUGGUUCUUUAAAGGGGAAAAAAGGCCAUUUUCCUGCUGCUUAUGUGGAGGAACUCCCUUCAUAUGCCGGGGACACAUCUUCACAAGCAUAAGCAAGAUUCUGAAGGCAUCGCCUUACACUCUGUAAAUUAUACAAUGUGGUGCAAAUAAAGACAAAUGUUGUGAU
Molecule: messenger RNA, 1809 nt
Organism: Mesoplodon densirostris (Blainville's beaked whale)
Lineage: Eukaryota; Metazoa; Chordata; Mammalia; Artiodactyla; Ziphiidae
Gene: NOSTRIN
Product: nitric oxide synthase trafficking
Exons: 17
Coding region: 128-1735 (535 amino acids)
Biological process (GO): signal transduction
Cellular component (GO): plasma membrane; cytoplasm
Molecular function (GO): protein binding
Source: RefSeq, a predicted model, not a curated record